AGGAUAUGAUUCACAUUUAAUAUGUCAAUCAGCAGGUAAAGCUAGCAGUGAUCAUAUAUCAGUAAUAACAGAAAAUAUUGAAAAAUAUAAGACAAUGACAAUAGGGGAUAAAGAGAAAGUAAUGUUAUUACUAAGAAAGGGGGUAUAUCCAUAUGAUUGGGUAGAUUCACCUGAAAAAUUUAAUGUAAAAGAACUCCCCUCAAUAGAAUGCUUCCAUUGUACUCUUGGGGGUAAUAUAACACUGGAAGACUAUGGACAUGCUAAGAUAGUAUGGAAAAGAUUCAAAUGUAAAACAUUUGGGGAUUAUCAUGAUAUAUAUCUCAAAGCCAAUGUAAUGCAACUUUGUGAUGUAUUUGAGUCUUUCUGGGAUACUGCAAUGGAAUAUUAUGAACAUUUCCAGUCUUCAUUGGAAACAUUUGACAUGGAAUUAGCAAAUUGUAGUAUUUGUAAGAAUGAUAUUAGGAGUAAUGGUGAUACUCAAAUAUGGGAUAUAUUGAGUGCACAAAAUAUUAGAUCAAUGUGUAGACAUACUGCCUAUGUAGAGCCACUGAUAAGCAAAUUGUUGUUUCUGGAU
Molecule: messenger RNA, 574 nt
Organism: Entrophospora candida
Lineage: Eukaryota; Fungi; Glomeromycota; Glomeromycetes; Entrophosporales; Entrophosporaceae
Source: the annotation of a GenBank genome assembly